AUGAAGUUAGCAUCAUUCUAUUUAGAUGGACAAGCAGAUAUGUGGUGGAAGACUGUGAAAAAUAUUGCUCAACGACCUGAUUUUACUUGGGAUAAGUUCCUUGAGAAAUUACGGGAAAGGUUUUAUCCUACAUCACUUCAGACUAAGAAGGAGUGUGAAAUCCUUACCUUACGUCAGGGACUGCCCGAAACGGCUAAGAAGAAUAUGAAGGAAGCUGGAUAUGUAAGAACACAAACUGGACCUAGCAGAUUCGGAAUGAGUAAUGCAAAAGGGAACCAAGGAGGAUCGACUUUUAAUCGCAAUAAUCAAGAAGGAUCGUAUGCGAAUCCAGGGAAGGUAGCUGGAAUGUCGUGGGCAUUGAAGGAGAGCCACAACCCGAGGUAUUAUGAUGUAAUUUUGGGAAUGGACUGGCUUAGUAAAUAUGAAGCUGUAAUUGAAUGUGAAGCACAGACGAUCCAGUUAAAAACUCCACAAGGUGGUAAAAUCGUAUAUCAAGGAGUUAUGAAGAAAUCGAGAGUGAAAAUUGUUUCCAUGAUGAAGAUUGCUAAGGAGAAGGAAUUUAAUAUGCGACAGCGAAGGUGGUUGGAAUUGAUCAAGGACUAUGAGAUAGACAUCCAAUAUCAUCCAGGAAAAGCCAAUCGAGUAGUUGAUGCUCUAUGUCGAAUACCUAGAAGAAUGGUGAAUGGACUCAUUUCUGUACCACAAGAAAUUUAUGAGGAGAUGAGGAGAUUAGACUUGGUCAUUGUACAAAAAGGAGAGCCUCAAGGAUUGCCUCGCUCAAGAAAGUCAAAAGAUUCCAUAUGGGUGAUUGUGGACAGACUGGCAAAGACGGGUAGAUUUAUUGCCAUAAAGACUACUUGGACGAUGAAGCAGAUGGCAGAUGCAUAUAUUCGAGAGAUCAUACGAUUGCAUGGUACCCCGCGAACUAUAAUCUCCGAUAGGGUUACUCGUUUUAUUCCAUUUUUGGGGGAAGUUACAAGAAGCAUUUGGAACACGGCUAAAUAUGAUCACAACAUUUUAUCCGUCUAG
This is a messenger RNA of Beta vulgaris subsp. vulgaris (sugar beet), 1029 nucleotides long. RefSeq lists its product as uncharacterized. Gene Ontology annotation, molecular function: nucleic acid binding. Lineage: Eukaryota; Viridiplantae; Streptophyta; Magnoliopsida; Caryophyllales; Amaranthaceae. The transcript is spliced from 5 exons. The record is from RefSeq and is a predicted model, not a curated record. The coding region runs from base 1 to 1029 and encodes 342 amino acids.